This is a messenger RNA of Gossypium arboreum, 567 nucleotides long. RefSeq names its product protein TIC 214-like. Gene Ontology annotation, cellular component: membrane. The coding region runs from base 1 to 567 and encodes 188 amino acids. The record is from RefSeq and is a predicted model, not a curated record. NCBI's taxonomy places the organism in Eukaryota, Viridiplantae, Streptophyta, Magnoliopsida, Malvales, Malvaceae. The transcript is spliced from 4 exons.
AUGACGAUAAUCAAUUCAGUAAUUAUGGUCGGAGUCUAUUAUGGAUUUCUGACCACACUAUCCAUAGGUCCCUCUUAUAUCUUCCUUCUACAAGCUCGGGUUAUGAAAGAAGGAAAAGAAGGAACCGAGAAGAGAGUAUUAGCAGCAACUGGGUUUAUUGCAGGCCAGCUCAUGAUGUUCAUAUCAAUCUACUAUGUACCUAUGCAUUUAGCAUUGGGUAAACUUCAUACAAUAACUGUCCUAGCUCUACUAUUUCUUUUGUUUCAUUUCUUCGGGAACAAUCACAAAGACUUUUUUUAUCAUAGACGUCCUACCAGAAAUUCAAUGCGUAACCUUAGCAUUCAAUGUUUUUGUUGGUUGGUUUAUUGGUUAUAUUUUAUUGAAAAUAAUUUAAUUAGGUCUAAUGUGCUUAGUCGAUCUAAUAAGUAUCUUGUAUCAGAAUUUAGAAAUUCUAUGGCUCGAAUCUUUAGGAAAAUACCGUCACCCAUUCUAACUAAUAAACUAAAAGGAAUUUUUGAACCGGAAGAAGUAGGGGGAAGUGAGGAAGAAAGGAACAUAGAAAUAUAA